Coffea arabica (coffee) is the source of this 816-nucleotide messenger RNA. The record is from RefSeq and is a predicted model, not a curated record. NCBI's taxonomy places the organism in Eukaryota, Viridiplantae, Streptophyta, Magnoliopsida, Gentianales, Rubiaceae.
AUGAGCUCGUCGUAUUACCAGUAUUAUCAACCCGACUUCCAGAGCCCUAACCCUAAUCCCGGCCCCAACCCCAACGUCCCCGUGGAUUCUCAGUUUAUUCCUACCCCGACAAUCCCCUCCUACGCCUACGCCUCUGCCCCGCCGGUUUCCUCCAAUUAUUCGCCCUCCGCCGAUUUCUCCGCCAGUAAUUAUUCCUCCUCCACUUACCCUCCCCAUUCCCGGAGUUCUGAUCCUGCCCCUUCUUAUUCUAUAAGCCCUAGCCCUGCCGCCUCUCAGCCCUCCAAUCUACCUUCCUACUCUUUCCCUCAUCUGGAAACUUCCUAUUAUCCGUACGAUCAGAAUCCUGGAGCUGCUGCUGCAUCUGCUGCUGUUAGUUACGAUUAUCCCAAUUCAAAUCCUAGUUAUAGCCCGUCGUAUCCUUAUUCAUCGGCCUCUUAUGAUGGUUCUUCGCAGAAUUACGACAAUUCAUUCGGGAAUAAUGUUAGUCAUGGGGGAUAUGGUGAUCAGGGGAUGUAUGAUGCUGGGGUUUAUAAAUAUAAUGGGGGAAAUUCAGAGCCCUAUGGUGCUAAAGGGACCCGGUCUCGACUCGAGAGUGGUGGAGUGCUGUUUGAUGAUUAUGGGAGGCCCAUUAAUGUUCCCGGUGGGAAGGAGCAGAAUGGGUCUGGAAGCUUUCCUAAGAUUGUGAAGGCAGCUCCAAAGCCUGAGGAGCUGCAUGAUACUAGGGGCAGCGUGCAGAAAUACCGAGUCAGGCUCUUAUCCGAAGGUGCAAGUCAGUCUGACAUGGAUGUGCUCUGCCUAGGAUCCGUAUAUAAUUAA